This is a messenger RNA of Daldinia decipiens, 1237 nucleotides long. RefSeq lists its product as uncharacterized. Gene Ontology annotation, cellular component: Swr1 complex. NCBI's taxonomy places the organism in Eukaryota, Fungi, Ascomycota, Sordariomycetes, Xylariales, Hypoxylaceae. Gene Ontology annotation, biological process: chromatin remodeling. The coding region runs from base 58 to 1134 and encodes 358 amino acids. Gene Ontology annotation, molecular function: nucleosome binding. The record is from RefSeq and is a predicted model, not a curated record. The transcript has a single exon.
GGGACCUGCAAAGCUCCCAUUUCCCAUUUCCUAUUUCCUCAACUAAAAAUCGUCAAGAUGAACAACUUCGGCGUGAUAGAGCUUGCGAGUACCAAAACCACCAAUGCCCCGGGCUGGGCCUACGUGCCCGACACAACCCCUCACUUAGCAGCAGCAGCAGCAGCCGCAGCAUCGCUCCAGACAGGGAACAGAAAAAGAGCUGCUCGCAACCAAGUGACAAACACCAGUGCCUUAUACGCCGACGCCGACGCCCGCCAGGAAGCCAAACUACGCAGGGAGAUCGAGGCCCUCGACCGCGAUAACUACCACCGCGACGUGAGCAUACCCAUCGUAGCGAAGAGCAGCAAUACCAAGGCUGGCGUGAAGAAACACACCCCCAACGUCCGCAAGAUCCUGCAGUCCCAGAAGACCUUCGCAAACCACCUCGACGACUUCGAAGCCCUCCUCGCACAAGAGAAAUCCAACCCCAGCGCCUCAUCUUCCACAGCCGCCGCCUCUACUGCUGCCGCAGCAACUUCUUCGACCGCAGGGCCUUGGCCUUCGAAAAAGGGCGGCGGCGGUGGUGGUAGUGCAGCAGCAGCAGACAAACACCAGCCAAAAACCUCCAGCAAAAAGUCUUCCAAGCCAAACCCAUCCCGCUCGGCAUCCAUUUCCAAAGCCGCACCGGCCGUGAAACAAGAAGAAGAAACCACCAACACCAACACCAACAACAACAACAACAACAUCUCCAUGCCCGACGCGCCCCAAGACGAUCCCUCAUCAUCCACCACCACCACCACCACCUCCUCCUCUUCUCCGUCCCUCCUAACACCCUCCUCGCACCCCAACCACCACCACCACCACCACCACCACGCCCAAGACACCAACCCCGACCCGCUCCUGACGUCCCGCGUCCCCGCGCUCCCCACCCCCGCCGAGCUGCGCGCCCUCGUGUCCGCGCCCCCGCUGAACUACGCCGAGGCGCGCGGCCGCUGGACCGCCGCCGACGACGGCCGGCGGUAUCCCGCCCGCGUCUUCUGCGAGGUGUGCGGGUACUGGGGACGCGUGCGGUGCAUGCGCUGCGGCGCGCGCGUCUGCGCCCUCGAGUGCCUCGAGACGCAUCGCGAGGACUGCGUCUCGCGGUAUGGCUUGUGAUGUCAUGAUUUGAGGGGUACCUACCUACCUACCUACCUUCCUACCUACCUGUCCAGUGUAGUUAAAUUCGAACGGGGAGCUCUAGUUAUAGGCACGGAGAUUA